GCGAUCAAUUUUUGGCAACAUUGAUAAAUAAAUACGUCAUUGUGUCCGAAUUAAAUUCACGUUUAUUUAUGUGAUAAUUGUACGAAAAUACAUGUUAGAAACAUAAGUUAAGAGCAUAAAAAACACACAAAAAUGGCAGACGUGCUAGAUAUCGAAAAUUCCGAAGAAUUUGAGGUUGACGAGGAUGGCGAACAGGGAAUCGCUCGUUUGAAGGAGAAGGCGCGAAAACGUAAAGGAAGAGGUUUUGGCAGUGAAACCGGCAGUGGAGGCGCUUCAGAGAGAGGCAACAGGGGCAGGUAUGAUAGCUUGGCGCCUGAAGGUGAUGGCAACACUCCAGGCCCACAGCGGUCAGUGGAAGGUUGGAUUCUCUUUGUCAGCAAUGUCCAUGAGGAAGCACAGGAAGAGGAUAUACAGAACCAGUUCUCAGAGUUUGGGGAGAUCAAAAACAUCCAUUUGAACCUGGACAGACGUACCGGUUUCCUUAAGGGUUAUGCUCUGGUGGAGUACGAGACUUAUAAGCAGGCUGCUAGUGCUCGUGAGGCCCUAGACGGCGCAGACAUCUUGGGCCAGCCGAUAUCCGUGGACUGGUGCUUCGUCAAAGGCCCAACUAAAGGCCACAAGAAGAGGCGAUAGAAUCUAAACUUAAUAUAUAAGCUUUACUUAUAAACAUUGCUUUUUAUUUCUGUGUGAGUUUUGUUCCCGAAUUGCGUUAGUGUGUGUGAGAUUUUGGUCCUCGAUACGGUAAAGUUUUAUAGCUAGUUAUUAUAGGGUAAUAUUAUGAUUUAUAUCACAAGGAAAUAAGAAUCGGAAUUGCAACAAGUUGAAUUAAGUUCUUUAUUAUAUUUGCUAGAAGUACGAUAGUUUGUUUGUACCAUAAUGUGUUGUAAUGAAAAAACAAUGUUUAUAAGUGAUUGUAAUUAUGUCUGAACAGAGUUAUGUAUCGCACUUUGUCAUUGCACCAAUAUUCAUAUUAUAGACAAGAAAGUUUGUGUGUGUGUGUGUUUGUUACUCUUUCACGUAAAAACUGCAGUCAAAAUAACAUAUAGGUACCUACUUUUCUAUCUGGCUGCGGAAAGAAAUUUCCAACGGGACGCGAUUGAAACCGCUGGCGGAAGCCAACAAAUAAUUACAUAAUUUUCCAAUUUUACCAAUAAAAUAAUACAUAGGUGGCGGGAUUUUGUUACCAAUAUGAUUUACAUAUAUAAAGAUACCAUACAUUUAUGUAUCUAAAUAAAGUGCUUUGCGUAACGCUGAAUUAACUUAGAUGUAAUUUUAUCUAAAUAUAAGCUUUCUCUUUCUAA
This is a messenger RNA of Helicoverpa zea (corn earworm), 1301 nucleotides long. RefSeq names its product RNA-binding protein 8A (gene tsu). The transcript has 5 exons. The record is from RefSeq and is a predicted model, not a curated record. NCBI's taxonomy places the organism in Eukaryota, Metazoa, Arthropoda, Insecta, Lepidoptera, Noctuidae. Gene Ontology annotation, cellular component: nucleus; exon-exon junction complex; cytoplasm. Bases 133 to 633 code for a protein of 166 amino acids. Gene Ontology annotation, biological process: RNA splicing. Gene Ontology annotation, molecular function: mRNA binding.